Iphiclides podalirius (scarce swallowtail) is the source of this 2124-nucleotide messenger RNA. Lineage: Eukaryota; Metazoa; Arthropoda; Insecta; Lepidoptera; Papilionidae. The record is from the annotation of a GenBank genome assembly.
AUGGAUUAUGUGAAAAGAGAAGAUCCUAAUCUGCUUGAUGAGGAUAGCUACAAAGUUUAUUUAGAUAGUUUUCAGAAGACGCACCAAAUGGACAUUGACUACCACACGCCUAUAUCAAUGGAGCAGCUACACCAAGCGGUGCAGUCAUCGCUCAGUGCUGGCACUAUCGCUCACAAUUUCCAGCUGCAACUAUCCCCCCGACAGAUGUCCACUCUCAUGCUGAAGUCCAACCACCUCAGCAGGAGCCUAAACUUCAACGAGCUGCCUGCACACUUACCACGGAACCUCACCAGCGACGCGGACCUCGUGCAGAACCUCGCCAGUGAGCUGCCCCAAAACCUCGGCCGCCACGAGGACCUGCUUCUAAACGGCAACCUCGCGCGCAGCCUCGAGCUGAGAGCGCUGAGCAACGACCUCGAGCUGCAGUCCAGCUUGACCCAGACGCUCGUGCAGAACCUCACCGAGCAGGAGCUGGGGAGGAACAUGAGCGCGGACCUGGGCAGGAUGGGUGAUGCCGUGCUGCCGCAAAACGUAGGGCGCGGCGACGGUAUGACGCACGAGCUGGCCCACGAAAUGGACCUAUCGCAUCACUUGAAUCGGCCGGGAAUCGAGCACGACGUGAUGCUAAACCAGGAGGAGGCGAGACGCACCCCCCUGAUCCAGACCGUCCAGGAUGGACACCUGCUCGAACAGAAUCUGGUGCAGAGGCUCGAGCAGAAUCUCGCGCAGAGGCUGGACCAGACUAUGGGGCAGAGGCUCGGCUUGAACGUCCACGAGCCGAGGCAAGUGGAGCAAGGAGAGCAUUUGCUGCCGAUGCCGUUCCACAUCAAGUCUGAACAGGAGGACGACGGCUACUUCUACGACACCAUCAAUCAGGGGUUGAACAACAACGCGCUAAACGGUCACAUACCUCUGCAUGCGGAGCACCCGCCGGCCAACGCGAACACCCUCCCCCAGGACCACGUGUACACGAUAUACAAUAACCACAUACCGAUCUCCGCCCUAAACUCCAUCGACCACCUCUACACGCGCCCCCAGAGCUACGCGCAGAGCUACGCGGGCAGCGUGGGCCGCGACAACCCCCAGAACCUGGUGGUGCACCGCCAGUUCGACAACUGCAGCCCCUACGCCGGCGAGGAGUUCAAGAAGGCGCGCGAGGAGUGCCCCGACGGCGCGAAAACGGCUAAAAGCGAGGAGCCCAAAGAGAACCAGAAGCCCUCGGACCAGAAUAAGAUGUUCUACGCCGAGUACGACCCGAGCGCCUACGCCAACGGCUCGGAGAAGGGCGAGAACGAGCCGGAAACGAGGCUACGGCCCGAGGACGUUUCCGCCAACAUCAAGGGGGAGUACGCCUGCUACAAGUGCAACGAGGUGUUCCCGUCGAAGCGGGGCCUGAAGCAGCACGCGAAGUGCUGCGCCGAGGGCGAGGCCGGCGAGGCGGAGAGGCUGGGCAAGUUCGGCUGCACCCAGUGCGCGUACCGCUGCCAGUCGCCGGCCAUCCUGAAGAUCCACGAGCGCACCCACACCGGCGAGAAGCCGUACUCGUGCACCUUCUGCGACUACAAGUCCGGCCAGAAGAACAACGUCGCCAAGCACAUCCUCGUCCACAUGAAGGAGAAGCCGUUCCGCUGCCAGUACUGCGACUACCGCUGCGCGCAGAAGAACAACCUGGUCGUGCACGAGAGGACCCACACCGGGUACAAGCCGUUCGCGUGCCCGUACUGCGACUACCGCACCGUGCAGAAGCCGAACCUGGUCAAGCAUAUGUACCUGCACACCGACCAGAAGCCGUUCGGCUGCGACGUGUGCAGCUACCGUUGCGUGCAGAAGACCAACUUAACGAAGCACAAACAGCGCCACCUGAACGAGCGCGCUGGUGACAGGGCCGACGCGGCCGCGGCGAGGCCGUACAGGCCCCGACAGAAGUCAGUCAAGUGCCCCCACUGCCCGUACAGGUGCGUGCAGAAGUCCAGCCUGGAGAAGCACUUGCAGUUCAAGCACGGCCAGGCCGUGGAGCCGACAAAGUGCGACGAGAUACAGAACCUCAGCGUGAAGAAAGACGAUGCUGCAUACCAGGAGCAGAGCUGCCACGAUAAGACGUUAGAGCCGUUGCAAGGACAGUCA